Pestalotiopsis fici W106-1 is the source of this 1101-nucleotide messenger RNA. RefSeq lists its product as uncharacterized. The coding region runs from base 1 to 1101 and encodes 366 amino acids. Lineage: Eukaryota; Fungi; Ascomycota; Sordariomycetes; Amphisphaeriales; Sporocadaceae. Gene Ontology annotation, molecular function: mRNA binding. Gene Ontology annotation, cellular component: mRNA cleavage and polyadenylation specificity factor complex. The transcript has 3 exons. The record is from RefSeq and is a predicted model, not a curated record. Gene Ontology annotation, biological process: mRNA alternative polyadenylation.
AUGGCCGACGAAGACUUUGAGAUCGACAUCUACGGCUCCGCCGACAACGACACCCAAAACGAUGCACCCGGCCAAGAUAACAAUGCCCAGUCUUAUGAGAGUAACACGGCGAUUACAGUGGCAAAUGGCUCUAACAACUCCACCCAGCCCCAGGUCAACCGCCAUGAUGACCAUGGCUCCGAAGAUCAUCAUGAUCAUGACAUUGAUACAAACAACAACGAUGGUGCCGGCUCGCAUUCGAUCACUCAACAGCCCCAACAAGGAGUGAAACGGAAGGAGGGCUCAGAUGACAGACCCAUCGACCAUGGUGCUACCAGCUGUCUCAUGAUUUCGGAGCUGAACUGGUGGAACACGGACGAUGACAUCCGCAAGUGGGUUGUCCAGGCAGGAUGUGAGGACGAGCUCAAGGAUAUCACUUUUAGUGAGCACAAGGUGAAUGGCAAAAGCAAAGGCCAAGCAUACGUCGACUUCACCUCACAGCAGGCCGCUACUGCUACUAAACACCAGAUAGAUCAGGCUGAGUGUCCUGCGGGGUCCAAGAAGCCUACUGCCUUGUAUUCCACGCCUCACAAUAACCCAUUCCGUACUUUGCCCAAGGAUGCACCAGCCCGUGGCAAUAAGGAGCUUGGCGCCCGUGGGGGUGCUACUGCUGGUGGAUUCAAUAAUCGUGGAAAUUUUAACAGCAAUUUCCGGGGCCGCGGAAAUUUCAACAAUGGUCCUCGUGGUGGUGGAUUUAACCCCAACUUUUCGGGUGGGAACAUGGGCUUCAAUAAUAACAUGGGAGCUGGGUUCAAUCCGUCCAUGGGCGGCGGCGGCGGCGGCGGCUUUAAUGGUGGCUACAACAACCGUGGCGGCAAUAUGAUGCGCGGCGGAAUGGGUGGCAUGAGAGGUCGUGGAGGAAUGAACAACAUGAUGGGCAACAUGGGCAUGCCAGGUUUCAACCCCAUGCAAAUGGGUGGAAUGCCCGGCAACAUGGGUAUGGGUAUGAUGGGCAAUGGUAUGCAGCCACAAUUCAAUCCCAACUUCUUUGGUGGCAAUCAAGGCGGUGGCAACGACUGGCAACAGAACCCGCACGGUGCCAAGCGACCCCGGGGAGAGUAG